GAGGCUUGAUUGGAGGCUUCAACUCACAAACGGCCACCGUUGAGGUCCCCCUCACCGUCAACAUCACCUACCGUAAUCUGACCAACCACCUUCUCCUCUCUCUAUAUUUAUACACACAUAAAAAGAAAGCCUUUUUUCUAAGAGAUACAACGAAAAUCAGAAUCAGAUCAGAAUCAUAAUGGCUCUUCUUGCAACAAGUUGCUGUCUCAAUCUCUCUAACUCUAAUCCCCCCUCUCUCCCUUCAAAACCAGCUCAACUACUUCCACGGCAUGGCGCGAUGGGGAUUGAGAAGUGGAGGAAGGAGUGUACGGUUGGCAUGGCGUGCUGCUGCAUGAUGAUUGGAAUAGAAGUGGGAAGUUUGGGAGACGCAAGCAGUGCUGUUGUCCAAGACAUGAGGUUGCCAUUAGCCAUUAAAGUUACAGAUUUAAAACAAGGAAAUUAUAGUAAUAAUAAGGUUGCAAGAUGGAGUGAUAAAAGAAUGUGUCCGCCAUGGCAUCUGAAUUCGCUAGAGACGAUUGUGCCUGAGAAUCUCCCAAGACCAUCUGCUCGAAGAAGAUGGGAAACUGUUAAAAAUGCCCCCGUUGUUAAAGAAACUAGUGUUAGAGGAAGUAGCAGCAAGGAAUGCUUUUCCCUGUAAUUUCAACUUAAUAUUUUCUUUCACCUCGUCGCUAUUUACUUGUACCUAAUUUCGACGUUUUAUUAUGAACAUUGGUUUACAGUA
Molecule: messenger RNA, 721 nt
Organism: Mangifera indica (mango)
Lineage: Eukaryota; Viridiplantae; Streptophyta; Magnoliopsida; Sapindales; Anacardiaceae
Exons: 2
Coding region: 179-637 (152 amino acids)
Source: RefSeq, a predicted model, not a curated record